AUGAGACUGAAUUCAGGGAAAGACUUUAACUUCUGCAAGACAAACCGUUUGCUUGCUCCUCCCAGCUUCCAUUCUGUCCCUUCCGUUUUCACCCAUGCUGGGAUAAGGCCAGAAAGCAUGACUCUUGGUUGCUCAUGUGGGAAUGAAGAGGUGGGUAAAUGGGAAGGCCAAGUAUAUGCGAGUGGAGCUGACUUAGCAAAGCCAGCAAAAUCUGAAGCACUUGUGGUGGGGGGAGGGGGAAGUGGGGGCAGGCCAAUGUAUGUGGCUGUAGAAAACCAAGAGCCGGUUGACCAUGCAAAACUCAAAGCAAUAUAA
This is a messenger RNA of Podarcis lilfordi (Lilford's wall lizard), 315 nucleotides long. Lineage: Eukaryota; Metazoa; Chordata; Lepidosauria; Squamata; Lacertidae. The record is from the annotation of a GenBank genome assembly.